This is a messenger RNA of Hirsutella rhossiliensis, 990 nucleotides long. RefSeq names its product aldo/keto reductase family domain-containing protein. The transcript has 3 exons. The record is from RefSeq and is a predicted model, not a curated record. Lineage: Eukaryota; Fungi; Ascomycota; Sordariomycetes; Hypocreales; Ophiocordycipitaceae. The coding region runs from base 1 to 990 and encodes 329 amino acids. Gene Ontology annotation, cellular component: cytoplasm.
AUGACCACAAUCGUAGGCAAGAAAGUCGGACCCAUCGGCUACGGCCUCAUGGGCCUGACCAUCAACGAAGAUCUUUCCGACGAGGUUUGCUUCGCUGCCAUCAAGGCCGCCCUCGACGCUGGGUGCAAUUACUUGAACGGCGGAGAGUUCUACGGCACCCCUGAGCGCAACUCGCUCACCCUCCUGCGCAGUUACUUUGAAAAGUAUCCCGAGGACGCGGAUCGGGCCGUCGUCAACAUCAAGGGCGCACUGGGCCCCGGGCGUCGCCCCGCGGGCACAAGGGAGUCCGUCACAGCCAGCAUCGAAAACGUGAUGGGCACGCUGGGUCCGGUCAAGCGCAUCGACCAGUUUGAGGUGGCGCGGAAGGACGCCAAGUGCGACUACGAAAAGGAGACGCUGGCCACUGUGGACGGGUACGUAGCAUCGGGCAAGAUUGGGGGGCUGGCGUGCAGCGAGAUCGACGCGUACACGAUCCGCAGCGUGGCCAAGAGCUUCAAGCUCACGGCCGUGGAGCUGGAGCUGUCGCUAUUUACUACAGAGCCCCUAACCAACGGCAUCUUGGAAGCCUGCGGGGAACUGGAUAUUCCCGUCUUGGCAUACUCACCCCUGGGCAAAGGCCUUCUCAGCGGCCAACUCAAAUCCAUGGACGACAUCCCCGAGGGCGACUACAAGAGGAUGAUGCCGCGCUUCCAGGGGGAAAACUUUGCCAAGAACCUCGAGCUCGUGGCGCACGUCGAGGCACUGGCCAAGAGUAAGGGCUGCACGCCGGGCCAAGUGGCCAUCAACUGGUUGCUGUCGCUGUCCAAGCGGCCCGGCAUGCCGGUCAUUAUCCCGAUCCCGGGGUCGACCAAGCCGGAGCGGAUCCGCGAGAACGCCACCGUUGUGGACCUGACGGCGCAGGACCUUGCCGAGAUUGACAAGAUUUUGGCGUCGUUUGUCACGGCUGGCCAAAGGUACCCUGCCGCCCUGAUGGGUGAUGUUGUGUCGUGA